Arvicanthis niloticus (Nile rat) is the source of this 2748-nucleotide messenger RNA. Lineage: Eukaryota; Metazoa; Chordata; Mammalia; Rodentia; Muridae. The record is from RefSeq and is a predicted model, not a curated record.
UGUCCCGGGCGACCCGAAGUAGCGCGGCACGACAGCGGGACUUCGCCAUGGUCGGGGCGCGCGGGCUGCUGUGUCUGUGGCUAGGUUGCCUCUGCGUGAACCUGGCGCAGGGACAGAGACCAAACUUGCACCUCCCGGGACUCCGCGGGACUGAGCCAAGCGACCGCACGACAGGUGGUGGCCCGAGCCCUGACCUGCGGCCGCACGACAAGGUGUCGGAGCAUAUGCUGUGGCUCUACGACAGGUACAGCGGCAGCAGCAGAGACCAGGCUGCCAGGACCCCGGGCUCGCAGCCCCCGGGUCCCCAGCCUCUGCGCGGUGGCAACACGGUCCGCAGCUUCAGAGCAGGAACUCUCAAAAGAAAGGGGUUGCACACUUUCAAUCUGACUUCUCUAACCAAGUCUGAGAACAUUUUGUCAGCCACGCUGUAUUUCUAUAUUGGAGAAUUAGUGAACAUCAGCUUGAGCUGUCCAGAAUCCCAAGGAUGCUCCCAUCACGCACAGAGACAACACAUCCAGAUAGAUCUCUCUGCAUGGAUCCUCAAAUCCAGUCAAAGCCAGCUCUUGGGUCAUCUGUCUGUAGAUGUGGUCAGACCUUAUAGAGACAGCAUGACUUGGCUGUCAAAAGACAUCACUCAGCUCUUAAGGAAGGCCAAGCAAAAUGAGGAGUUUCUCAUAGGAUUUAACAUUACCUCCAGAGCACAUGAGCUUCCCAAGAGGAUGCUGCUUUUCCCAGAGCCUUAUAUCUUGGUAUAUGCCAACGAUGCUGCCAUUUCUGAGCCAGAAAGUGUGGUAUCUAGCUUACAGAGACACGGAGAUUUCACAGCAGGAAUUGUGCCCAGACUGGAUAGCCAUGUCAGAGAAGCCCUCUCUGUUGAGAGGAGGAAGAAGCGCUCUACUGGGAUCUUGCUGCCAUUGCAGAACAAUGAGCUACCUGGGGCAGAGUAUCAGUACAAGGAAGAUGGAGUGUGGGAGGAGAGAAAGCCUUAUAAGAGCCUUCAGACUCAGCCCCCUGAAAAGAGCAGGAACAAAAAGAAACAGAGGAAAGGGUCUCAUCAGAAGGGACAGACACUGCAGUUUGAUGAGCAGACCCUGAAGAAGGCAAGGCGGAAGCAAUGGAUCGAACCUCGGAACUGUGCCAGGAGGUACCUUAAAGUGGACUUUGCUGAUAUUGGCUGGAGUGAAUGGAUUAUCUCCCCCAAGUCAUUUGAUGCUUACUAUUGCUCUGGAGCCUGCCAGUUCCCCAUGCCAAAGUCUUUGAAGCCAUCAAAUCACGCGACCAUCCAGAGCAUAGUGAGAGCGGUGGGGGUCGUCUCUGGAAUCCCUGAGCCUUGCUGCGUGCCGGAAAAGAUGUCCUCACUCAGCAUCUUGUUCUUUGAUGAAAACAAGAAUGUUGUGCUCAAAGUCUAUCCAAACAUGACAGUAGACUCGUGUGCUUGUAGAUAACCUAGCCAAGAACUCACCCAGAUGCUCCAUUCAAUCAAUAGUUGGGUUUUCUGGACUUUUUUUUUAAUUUUGCACUGCCAAUGCAUUUUGUCCCAAAAGAUGUUUUAUUGCAGAAAGAAAAUGAACAAAUAGAUUGAAGAUUUUUCCACCAAACAAAACCAGACUGGAUUUUCCUUUGAAUGUAACUAAAAGUGAGAUUUUUAGUAAAUGUGGACAUCUAUUUCUUUUUUCUUAAUCACAUAAGAAAAAAAAUGUUACUCAAACUGUUUUCAGAAGUGUUAGAGAACGCAUUGACUUAUUUUUGUAUUGGGCUUUAAGGCUAGGUGGGAAAUAACAGCAAUAACUUAUCAUCUGUCGCUACUCAUAUAAAGUCAAAGGGAAGUAGACAGCCAUCUUCUAAUUCCUUUCAUUGGGUUUCUCGCCUCAGGCUCCUGAGCAGCCAACAACUGCUAAACCCCCAUCUGAUUUUGACGUUCAACAGGAAGGUUUCUGAGACUUGUUUAUCCUCAAUUUUUCUCCACAUUCAUGGUGUGAGACAAAUCAGUGUGUGCAGAGUGCUAGCGUGAGUGUGCACGUGUCAGCUCACUGUACCUCCUGUAGAACAAGAAACGUUUCCUUAGUGUGGUUCUAUAGCUCCAUCUUCAUGGCAUUCCUGUGUCUUUGUCAAUAUCACAUUCUGGCGAGCACCAUCCACUGAUGAUUGCAUUAUCCAAGAGCCUACGCCAAGGGUGACGUGUCACUGAUUGGAAAUACAGAUGCUUUCACUGCCUUGACUCCCAGGAAAAGAGAGCCAGAGGCUUCAUUUUUGAAAUCCUGGGUGUAGUUCUUCUAUAUUUUUUCUUUUCUUUUUUCUACACAUUGUCAUUUGCUCUAAGCUAAUUUAGGAAGUGCUUCCUGAAGUUAUUAGCUUCCUAGUUUUCUUUCUAAUAUACUCUCUCUUCAUGUGAUGUUGUUCAUAGAUGUUGAGGCUUACAAGCUAUUGUUAGAAAUGACCAAGUGAAUCACUAUCUUGUGGUGACUAUCAUGGCCCACACAUGGUUUUAGGCUCUUCUGCACAGAGAUCAAGAUACUGUCCUCAGUCAUGGACCCUAUACUCCAGCAAAGCUUGCUUAAAAUUAUUCACCAGGAAAGAGUCAACACAGACACAAUUGACUUCCAUUUCCACUUGUCAUAAGUAUGUCAUGUUUGAUUUCUGCCUUUGAAAGUUGUUUUAUCUUUCACUCACAUACUGGUAAGGUAUCUCAGUUGGCAGUGGUGCUUGCUGUCAAACCAUUCCUGGAACCCACAUGGUGGAAGGAGAGAA